CCGGGGGGCUGGCACCGGGAGGCGCCGCACGCCUCCGCUGCUGCCCCGCUAGGAGACCGUUUUGCCCAGGCAUGCGGCCCCCCGUUUUUUCCCUCAUUAAGGACCGUCUGGUCAGAAGCCUGAGAUUCAAGUUCACUUGAAAUCAACGUAUAAACACGCGCUACUUUAUUUACACUGUGCUCACCGUCUCUAGGCUCAGAUCCGUGUUAAAUUGCUCCUGCUUUGUGAAAGAUCUGGCCUCUCAAAAGGCAUCACUGUUUCAUGGUGUGUGGAGAUAACCCGGAAAGUUAAGGACAUUUCUAAGGAGAAUUUGCAGAGGAUGCUCUAGGAAAAAUCUGAACACUGAAGGAAGUGAAAAUCAUGGACCAGAACAACAGCCUUCCUCCUUAUGCUCAGGGCUUGGCCUCCCCACAGGGAGCCAUGACUCCUGGAAUCCCUAUCUUUAGUCCAAUGAUGCCUUAUGGCACAGGACUUACUCCACAGCCUAUUCAGAACACCAAUAGUCUGUCUAUUUUGGAAGAGCAACAAAGACAGCAGCAGCAACAGCAGCAACAACAGCAGCAGCAGCAGGCAGUAGCAACUGCAGCAGCCUCAGUUCAGCAAUCAGCAUCUCAGCAGCCCACACAGGGUGCCUCAGGCCAGACUCCACAGAUCUUCCAUUCCCAGACUCUGACCACUGCACCCUUGCCAGGCACCACCCCCUUGUAUCCUUCACCAAUGACCCCUAUGACCCCGAUCACUCCUGCCACACCAGCCUCUGAGAGCUCUGGGAUCGUACCACAGUUGCAAAAUAUUGUAUCCACGGUGAAUCUUGGAUGUAAACUUGACCUAAAGACCAUUGCACUUCGUGCCCGAAAUGCUGAAUAUAAUCCCAAGCGGUUUGCUGCUGUCAUCAUGAGAAUAAGAGAGCCACGAACAACUGCGCUGAUUUUCAGCUCUGGAAAAAUGGUGUGCACCGGAGCCAAGAGUGAAGAACAAUCCAGAUUAGCAGCGAGAAAAUAUGCUAGAGUUGUGCAGAAGUUGGGAUUCCCAGCUAAGUUCUUAGACUUCAAGAUCCAAAACAUGGUGGGAAGCUGUGAUGUGAAGUUCCCCAUAAGGCUGGAAGGCCUUGUGCUGACCCACCAGCAGUUCAGUAGCUAUGAGCCAGAAUUAUUUCCUGGAUUAAUCUAUAGAAUGAUCAAACCAAGAAUUGUUCUCCUUAUUUUUGUUUCUGGAAAAGUUGUAUUAACAGGUGCUAAAGUUAGAGCAGAAAUUUAUGAAGCAUUUGAAAACAUCUACCCCAUCUUAAAGGGAUUCAGGAAGACCACAUAGUGGCUGCCAUGCAUUACUGCCCCCACCACUUGUGUUUUAAAUACGUCAGUUCUGGUGCCACUGAUGGACAGUUGUGAGAAGGACACUCGGCUACAGGUGGCAGCAUGAAGUGACACUGUGUCCUACUGCGGACAUUGGAAAGGUUACCUCCUCUGCACUGAGAUCGCCCUGCAGCAUCACUGUGAGCCGCUUGCUCUGUGCUGCUAUUCGGGCAACUCUGCCCACUUAUUUAUAUUUAGAUUUUAAACACUGCUGUUGAUGAAUUUGCUGGUUUAAGGGACAGAACUUUUAAGUGUUCAAGCCACCUGUACAAUUGGACUUUUUAUUUUAACUUUUCCCACAUAAGCCAGUUUUUAUAUUUCUACCAGAAAAGUAAAAAAUCUUUUUUUAAGUGUUGUUUUCUAGUUUGUAACUCUAAGGAGUUAUUUUUGUGCCAGAUACAUUCCUCCUUCCCAGUAUUGCAGAACUGAAUAGUUGUAUUAAUCAAAAUAAAUGUACAUAUUUUCUUUCUCCAGAGGGCUCUGCACAGAAACAUGCAGCUUGUAAAUUGUUAGAUUUUUGUUAUAAACGAAACCUUGUAAGAGUCAUGUGAUCAUACUGUCAAAGAGAUUUAUUUUAGAUAUAAUGCCUGAGACCACUGUUUUGUUUGUCAUUUGUUUUGUUUUUGUUUGUUGCAGUGAAAAUGGACACGCCACUGAUUUUAUGAUCCACACUGAACACCCUCUUACUCCUUAGAUACUCUAUAGUGUCUGGAUCUUCACCAAACUAGUUAUGUUCUGUUCCUUUUUCAGCCUUCACCGGGGCCUCGUAGCUGGUAAGGGACAUCGGAGGGCUCUUGAGUAUUUCAGGUGUGGAAGUUGGCACCCUUUCCACAGAUAGCUAGCUUCUCUGAUGUAGCAUUUUUGUCAUGGCUAUUUUCUCUUGAAUACAAAGUGGACACUUAUGAAGCUUUGGGUUAUUUGGGAGCAUUUUAUGUCCUGUUUUUUAAUUGUAAAAGUACAUUGUGCACAGCUCAGAGUAUGUGCAAUCAGACAGAAGUCUUUCUUUCCAUCCUUAGCUGUUCUUUCCCCAGGUAACUUCCAGAUUAGUGUCUUAUCACCCUCACCUAGAUUAUGCCUGAGCUCUCCCGUAUACCUGAUGUGGCAGCAGGCAGAGGGGACACUAACAAGUGACUGUUUUCAGUGGCAUUAGCCCCUGGAAUUUGGGGUUACUGGGUACCAUUCUGAGGUAACAAGGCUGAGAGGAGUUCGACUGAACGCCAGCAGUUGGGAGAGUAAGGCUUCAGUCCUCAGUGCUUGCAAGUUACCAUGCCACUCAGGACCAAGUGUGGGAAAGAACUGUGGACUAGGGUGUUAAGGUGUGUUGCUCUUUAAAUUUUUAAUGUGCAAUUCUGUCCUUUGGAGCUACUUUUUAUCUUGUUUUUGGUUCAAUACUUUGGUGACUUGUUUUUUUGUCUUUACAGUCAGUGUGUCAGUUAUACUUCCAAGAACAGCAAUGUAAUGUCCUAAAUACCUUGAUUUGAACCAUUCCCUUAGUGAUGGUCCUUGUUACCUCUAGUGCACACUGUUAUGCAGUAUGGCCCAGGUAUUCUCAUAUGUGUAUUUUGAAUACAUAAAUUUCUAUAAUAUACUUUUACAAGGGGAAUUGAUAUAAACCAUUUAUGUAUUCCAAGUUUUGACAAAUCAGUACUAGAGCCCAGCUCCCCAGAAGUAUAUAAAGUACCCCUUCCUGCACCUCCCAGGUGUUACUGAUGUUUGGGAAGGACAUCAUUCUAGUACGUUUCUUCAAGAUUUUUUUUUUUUUAGGUUUUAUAAUUCUUUUUAUAUGGAGCAUUUUCAUGUCAUAAAAGUUAAUUAUUUCAACAUGCUUCUUAUUUUUUCAUAACACUUUAAGGAAAAAUACUAAUUUAUAUUUAACUUUUUCCAAUCUAUUUAUUGACCUCCCGUUACUGCUGUUAAUAGUUGAAUGCAUUGGAACCCUAAGUUCUAGGCACGUGGUAAUUUUGAAAAGUAGUAAUCUUGUUUCUUCUUUCUGGUAUUUAUUUUUAAUAUUUCAGUGGCUGGGACUUUAAAGUGCCUUGUUUUUUUCCUUCUUUCCUGUUCUGUUUGAGACAGGGUGACACGGUUAGACUCCUACAGCCCAGGUGGCCGUGAACUCAGUGAUUCUGCCUUACUCUCUCAAAUAGCUGGGAUGGUAAGUCUCAUGAGCCACUGUGUCUUGCCAAGGUUUUCAUUUAACCAUUUCUAUAUUAUGCAUAUUUUUAUCCUUGUUAUUUUUGACAUACUGGGGCUAGAACACAGGAUUUGUGCCUGCAGGGAAUAACCUCUGUGACUGACCUACCCCCAGAAUAGAACCCUUUAAUUCUGAAGGCCAUAAGCGGAUUGCAGAUUAGUGUGCACUAAAGUGUGCUGUCCCUAGAGUGCACAUGCAGCAGUCUUUCUGAGAAAGACUGUCUUAGUUAGGUUUUCUACUGCUGUGAUAAAAUACUGUGACCAAAAGCAGCUUGGGAAAAAGGGCUUAUUUCAGCUUAUAGUUGUAGUCCUUCAUGAAGGGAAGACAGGGUAGGAGCUAAAGAAGGGCUGUGAAAGAACACUGCCACUGACUCACUCAGCCUGCCCUGGGGUGGCACCACCCACAUUGAGCUGGGCUCUCCCAUGUUGAUCAAGAGUGUACCCCACACGGGGAGGAGGCAGAAAUCCUCAAUAAAU
Messenger RNA from Microtus ochrogaster (prairie vole), 4019 nucleotides. It is a transcript of the gene Tbp, whose product is annotated as TATA-box binding protein. Lineage: Eukaryota; Metazoa; Chordata; Mammalia; Rodentia; Cricetidae. Gene Ontology annotation, molecular function: DNA binding. The record is from RefSeq and is a predicted model, not a curated record. Gene Ontology annotation, biological process: DNA-templated transcription initiation.